Messenger RNA from Dermacentor andersoni, 1664 nucleotides. RefSeq lists its product as uncharacterized. The record is from RefSeq and is a predicted model, not a curated record. Lineage: Eukaryota; Metazoa; Arthropoda; Arachnida; Ixodida; Ixodidae.
GGCUUGGGGAUAACUGUGUGUCUAAACCAUCGAUUGCCCUUUCCCGCAAAGAGUUAUCGUACCUGCGCAAUGGUGUGUAAAUGUUUUUUUUUUUUUUUUUGUAAACAGCGCAUGUGUGAUGUACGCGAAAAGUUGUAUAUAUGUAUGGGUCCCUUGCUCGAAAUAAAGAUUGCUGCAAGUUAGCGCCUGUGUGUGUCACGUCUCACUUUCGUCCUUGUCUUUUUCACACGCUAUAAGCCUCACGACUUCUUACCAACAAGCCCAAAUCACUGCUUUACUUCAUUCUUAUGCCUGUACAAUAUCGUGCGUUCAUCUAACUCUGGCGGGCAGUUACAAUCUCGGCAAUGUAGGGAAAGAUAAGAAGGUGAUCCACCGGUUAACGACCUUUUAUGUUUCAUUUAUCUUUUUAUUUAUAUUUAUGUUUCCUUUAUUUUUAUCCCUGUAUGACAGAUGUGUCUUACCAGACCUCAAGUACGGGGCAGAAACCUGGAGGCUUACGAAAAGGGUUCGUAAGCCGUGUUAAGCCAGCACCGACAGAAGCGACGCCCAGCAUUGGACGCUACCAAGUAUAAGAAGAGCACCGGAGGCGAUGUCCUACCAUUCUUGGCAGCAGUAGCGGCGUGUCGACAAGCGCUAAACCUCUGUUCUGCAAAUUGCAGCGGCUGUUCUCUCCUCUUAUGCUACACAAAAGCAAACAAGCCUGAUGAUGCCAGAGAUCAGCAUCCCAGUGCUUCCUACCAGUUCGGCUGCCGAUGUGCAUAUGCCAGUAAGUGAUGGAGGGGGCAUGGAGGCUGGAUCAUCGUGCAUUGAAGCUGGGAGUGGUAAGUAUUAUUACUUUUUUCUUAAGCCCUACAUUUACUGUUCUUUCAACUUUAUAGGUGGUAGAGAUGCAAUUCUGCAUAGAAGCUUGUCAGCCACUGCACCAGCACCAAGUGACGGGAAGGCACCAGCUCUGGCCAGACCAUCGGGCACCAGGAGAGGAGGUGGUGCUGCUGAGUGGACAGAGGGACAGACGAAGCUGCUGCUAGAGUACUACUACAAGUACUUCUCGCAGAUUGGUCCGUUCAAGAAAUUUAAAAACAAAAAACAGGCUUUCAAGCAAAUCUCCAUGGACGUUGAAGCUGUACUUGGCAUCAAAAAAACAGCAAAGCAGUGUGAGAACCGGUACAAAACUAUGAUCAGACGUCGCAAGGCUGCCUCGGACAACAACAACAGAUCUGGGGCAUCACCGACUCCUGUGCCAUUUGACGACGAGAUGCGUAAAAUAGAAACUAUUGAUGAUAGCAUUGAACCAGAAGUGCAAAGAGAUGCAUUGGGGGUUGGUUUCAAGGACUCGGCGAAAUCUCCAGCACUAGUCUCACCAAAUGCAGAUAGCAUUGAGAAAAAUGAAAGCCAGUCACCAAAUGCUGAUGUGAAACCGCGUGCAAACAAUACACGCUUGCAACACAUGCAACUGUGUUUUUUUUUUUUCUGAAAUGAGGGCUAUUAAUAAAGAGCGUGAGUGUCGGAAAGCAGCCAGAGAUGCCGAGAAAGAAAAUCGCAGAGCCAAAAGGCAGGUUGAGCGACAGGCACUUCUUGAAGAGCGGCGCAAGAUGCACGAUGAGCGAAUGGAAAUCCUGCGUCAAGCCUUCGGUCUUCAGCAAUAAAAUAUUUCAUACACAGGA